AUGACAUCUGCAUACUACUUCGCAGCGCACUUCAACAUGCCUAUAGCGCGGACAAACGAACCAACACUGAUGUCUACCACUACGCUCAACAACCCAUCACCCUUGGACAAAGGCGCCAUACCGUCUGAGAGGCCUCACCCAUCUCAACAACCUCGAAACCGCUUCUCGAGAAGUGAUCAAACAGACUCCCUAUUCUUCCGUCUCCCCGCCGAACUACGAAACCAAAUCUACGAAGAACUCCUCUGCGCCGGCACACCCAGCAGCAAAGCUCUAGCCACCGAUCCCAUCAACGCAGUUGCUGGGAAAUCCACCCCAGUAUAUCCUGCAAUUCUCUCAACCUGCAAAAGAAUACACGAGGAAGCACAGGACCUACCAUACACAACCCACAUCUUCAACGCCCACGCCUCAAUUCUCACAUCACUGCCUCAUCUCAUCUCGCCCGCGAAACCCGUCUUGAACACCACCCACAUCAGCAAAAUCCGUCGCUGGAAACUCAACCUCAGACUAGAUACUGAUCCGCGGUUUUCAGCAAAAAGUGUCACGGCAGCUUUUACGGGUGCGGAGUACUUGGAAAUUCACGUCUGGCAGAGCAUGUUCAACGGGUGUGAUGCUAGUGUGUUGAGACUCUUUUGGGGGAUUAGGGGCGUGGGUGUGGCCAGAAUUACGGGGUGUGCGGAUGAGGCGCUUGCGAGAUGGUUGGAGGAGAGAAUGAUGAGGCCAUGGUCUGCGAAGGAGGAUGAGGGGUGUAUGUGUGAAGAGGUGUUUUGUGGGAAGUGUGGGAAGAAGGUUAGUGGAGGUGAGAUGGAGUGGUUUGUGAGAAGCGAGAGGGAUGCUUGGACGUUUGGGAAUCGUUGAGGGGGGUUUACGCAGAUAGAGGGGGGUUCUUUUCUUUUGGGUUAGGUUUCUAUUGCGGUCAUAUAUUAGAUGGUUCUUAUAGUCUUUUCUAAAAUACAUGACUCUGC
Messenger RNA from Pyrenophora tritici-repentis Pt-1C-BFP, 962 nucleotides. RefSeq lists its product as uncharacterized. NCBI's taxonomy places the organism in Eukaryota, Fungi, Ascomycota, Dothideomycetes, Pleosporales, Pleosporaceae. The record is from RefSeq and is a predicted model, not a curated record.